AUGGUCGAGAUGAGUGAGCUGAGCAAGCCCAAGGAAGACCUUCAGGACCCAGGUGAGGCCCAGGGCCCAGAGGAGGCACAGCUUUUGGGGGCUGAGGGGAGGAAGGCUGCAUCCCCCUCAGCCUCCUCCCCCCAAGUCUCCUCAUCAGCCCCUGUGGAGGCCUUGCCCCAGGAAGCUCUGAAUAUAAUGGUGGCUAAGAUGGUGAAGUUCCUGCUCUGCAAGUAUCGAGCCAACGAGCCAACCUCCUAUGCUGAAUUGCUGAAUACAGUCCUCGGGGAUAAUCAGGACCACUACCCGGUGGUCUUCUGCCAAGCGAUUGAGUGCAUUCUGCUGGUGUUUGGUGUGGAUAUGAAGGAGGUAGACCCAGGAAGCACAUCUACAUCAUGGUCCCCAACCUGGGCCUCACCUGUGAUGCAAUGCAGAGAGGUGGGCAGGGCCUGCCCAAGGCCGGCCUCCUGGUGA
Molecule: messenger RNA, 462 nt
Organism: Rangifer tarandus platyrhynchus (Svalbard reindeer)
Lineage: Eukaryota; Metazoa; Chordata; Mammalia; Artiodactyla; Cervidae
Source: the annotation of a GenBank genome assembly